GCCGGCUGCCGGCGGGGGCCCCGGGAUUCUCCCGCCAUGCUCAGACCGCGGGAUCUCCGCCGCAGCUCGGGCACCCGGACCUUCCUGGAGGCCAUGCACGGGGGGAAGGUGCACCUGGCCCGGUUCGUGCUGGACGCGCUGGACCGGCGGAUAGUGAACUGUCCGGCCGGGGAGCAGGGCCGCACUCCGCUCAUGUUCGCCGUGUGCCUGCGGGAGGCCGAGCCCCGGGCCAGCUUCGUCCGCCUGCUGCUGGAUAAAGGGGCGGCGGUGAACGGGCAGGACGGGGCGGGCCGCACGGCGCUCAGCCUGGCCUGCGAGCUCGGACACCUGGACGCCGUGAAGCUGCUGGUCCAGCGGAGCGCGGACCCGGAGAUCGCGGACCGGGCCGGUAACACGGCCCUCAUGUACGCCGCCUCGUGCGGCCGCAGCGCCGAGCUCGCCUUCCUGCUCCGCUCCUACAAACGGUUCGGCCUCCGCCUGGACACCACCAACCGGGCCGGGCUGUCCGCCCUGGGGGCCGCACGGGGGGCCGGGCACCGGGAGUGCGAGCGGGUCCUGAGCGGCGGACGGUCCCCACAGAGAGAGGGGCCCCCGGGGGCCACCGUGCGCAGCCCAAAGCCGCUCUCCCGGCAGGUGCUGGAGCGGUUCUCCCGGCCGUUCUCCCAGCGCAGGACCGAGGAGGGGGAGGUGGGCCCCCCGGUAUCAACCGGCCAGGACCCCCCGGGCUCCAACAUGCACCGGGCUCACAGCUGGGAAGGGCCCGGGGGGAGCUCCGCUCACUGCAGCCGCCUCCUCCGCCGGGUCACCUCGCCCGACUUCUGCCAGGGACUGCCCGGGGGUAUCCUGCCCAACUACCCCGGGGACCGGCUCCGGAGGGAGAGGAGGGACAGCAACUGCAGCCGGAGCCAACUCAUCCUGCCCGGCAGCAGCCAGCCACUAGCCCUGUGACUGGAGGGAGCCACCGGCCAGCAGCUGGACACAGGGGGCAUCACCUGAGACACAGGGCAGGAGCCACUCCCAGGCAAUCCUUAAUCUGAUGGACUAAACCUUCUACCCAUGGGGUAUGGCACUGCCAGGCAAUCCUUAAUCUGAUGGACUAAACCUUCUACCCAUGGGGUAUGGCACUGCCAGGCAAUCCUGAAUCUGAUGGACUAAACCUUCUACCCAUGGGGUAUGGCACUGCCUGGCAAUCCUUAAUCUGAUGGACUAAACCUUCUACCCAUGGGGUAUGGCACUGCCAGGCAAUCCUGAAUCUGAUGGACUAUACCUUCUACCCAUGGGAUAUGGCACUGACAGGCAAUCCUUAAUCUGAUGGACUAUACCUUCUACCCAUGGGAUAUGGCACUGCCAGGCAAUCCUUAAUCUGAUGGACUAAACCUUCUACCCAUGGGGUAUGGCACUGCCAGGCAAUCCUGAAUCUAAUG
This is a messenger RNA of Pelobates fuscus (common spadefoot toad), 1424 nucleotides long. RefSeq names its product ankyrin repeat domain 63 (gene ANKRD63). Gene Ontology annotation, molecular function: protein binding. The transcript has a single exon. Bases 37 to 948 code for a protein of 303 amino acids. Gene Ontology annotation, cellular component: nucleus. The record is from RefSeq and is a predicted model, not a curated record. Lineage: Eukaryota; Metazoa; Chordata; Amphibia; Anura; Pelobatidae.